This is a messenger RNA of Aspergillus sclerotioniger CBS 115572, 4280 nucleotides long. RefSeq lists its product as uncharacterized. Gene Ontology annotation, molecular function: DNA binding. NCBI's taxonomy places the organism in Eukaryota, Fungi, Ascomycota, Eurotiomycetes, Eurotiales, Aspergillaceae. Gene Ontology annotation, cellular component: nucleus; chromatin. Bases 371 to 3790 code for a protein of 1139 amino acids. Gene Ontology annotation, biological process: regulation of DNA-templated transcription. The record is from RefSeq and is a predicted model, not a curated record. The transcript has a single exon.
GAAUCAUUUAUUAUUAUUAUCCACCGCAGCAGCAGCCGGUCGCACGGCUCUUCCCCAGUCCAGACCACGCGCCCCGGUGCGCGUCUCUCUGACUGCUGCUGCUCUUGUCGUCCCGGUCGGUGGAGGCUGUUGGAAUUGAAUUGACUUGAAUUGACUUGUUUCAGCGGUGACUGCAGUGUGGUGUGGUGGUGGUGGUUGGUUAUCGCCUCUUCCCCCCCCCCUAAUAAUACCGUGUUUUGUCGCCGUUUGGUGCAAAACGACGCGGUGGUCACAUGUCCUGACAAGCAGACAAGCAAGCAAUCACUCACUCAACCAUUCUACCCACCCCAUUCCUAUCCACCACUUCAGGUAUCACCGUCGCUCGGUCAAGAUGAUGGGCUUCAGUGGUCAUUCGUUUCACCAGCAACGGCAGCCCCAGCAAAAUGCGCAUCCGCAGCACCAGCUGCAGUCCCCGUCCAUGGCGGCGGCGGCCCAUCCACAACAACAUGGCACCGGCAUUCCCGGGAAUAACGCUCUAUUUCGGGGUCAAUCGCAGGCGGAGUUGGCUGCCAAUUCCCCGGAUCUCCGCAAAAUGACCCCCUCCUCCACAGGCCCUUUAGUCGGGCUCCCCACGGGGGGUCAUUAUAGUCCGUUCCCCGGGCAUUACCCGCCACAGGGCUCGUCGGAUCUGCUGUCUCGGAAUGCGGACUCUGUUGGUCAAUUGAAGGAUCCCUAUCUAUCCUUGCAGAGUUUGCAACGCAAUAUGAACCCCAUGGCCAGUUUCCGUACACACCAUAACACCAUCAAUCCGCAGGCUGCCAUGUCCCCACAUGCGCACGCAAUGGGCCUCGCUUCCCCCCAGCAGUCUUUCGACAGACUGCAGCAGCAGCAUCUUCAGCAUCGGCAGACUCCCCAUGCUCACCCGACGACGCAAACUUCUGGAGCUGCGUCGCCAAUGCUGACGGCAGCCCAACCUCAACAUCCUUUCCAUCAAUCUGCGUACCAGCAGACACAUCAAGCUUCACCAUAUCAACAGGCGCAGCAACAAUCGCCAUAUCAACAAGCUCAAGCGUCGCCGUAUCAAGCGCAACAAGCGCAUUAUCAACAGCAGGCGCAGUAUCAGCAGCACCAACAUCAGCACCAGCAAUCGCCAUAUCAGGCACAAGCGCAGCAGUCUCCAUACCAGCAACAUGCACAUCAAACUUAUCAGCAGCAACAAGCACAACAGCAGGCUCAACAACAGGCCCAGCAGAAGGCUCAGCAGGCACAACAGCAAGCCCAACAACAGGCACAACAGCAAGCCCAGCAGCAAGCUCAACAACAGGCACAACAGCAGGCCCAGCAACAGGCUCAACAGCAAGCUCAGCAGAAAGCCCAACAAGCUCAGCAGCAAGCUCAGCAGCAAGCUCAGCAGCAAGCACAGCAACAGGCGCAACAACAGGCGCAACAACAGGCGCAACAACAGGCGCAACAACAGGCGCAACAACAGGCGCAACAACAGGCGCAACAACAGGCGCAACAACAGGCGCAACAACAGGCGCAACAACAGGCGCAACAACAGGCGCAACAACAGGCGCAACAACAGGCGCAACAACAGGCGCAACAACAGGCGCAGCAACAGGCGCAGCAACAGGCGCAGCAACAGGCGCAGCAACAGGCGCAGCAACAGGCGCAGCAACAGGCGCAGCAACAGGCGCAGCAACAGGCGCAGCAACAGGCGCAGCAACAGGCGCAGCAACAAGCACAGCAACAGGCUCACCAGCAAGCACAACAGACUUACCAGCAACAGCAGUCUCGGUUUCAACAGCAGCAGGCCCAACGGUCUCCGUACCAGCCACAGCCACAGCAACUUCAAUUCCAGCAUGCAUAUCAGCGUCAGUAUCCACAGCCGCAGACACAGACACAGACACAGCCACAGCCACAGCAGCAGCCGCAACACACCAUUGUGCAACAGCAUCCACAGCAACAGCACCAUGUCAUGCACCAACAUCAAGCGCAGCAGCAGCAUCCGAUGUUGCAACAACACCAGGCUCAACAGCAGCAGCCAUCACCUGCACAAGCAAAGGGGCAGCUCCCACAGCAGCGUCCGCAACAGUCCUCCGCCCCAGCUAGUAUGGCCGGGGCUGAGCUUAUUGCCCCAACACCAGAGAAAAUUGAGAGUGUUGGCACUAAGCAACGGAAAAAGGCGUCCAAGCCUUCUGCAUCUCCAGCGGCGUCUGUUACUCAAGUCAAUGGGCAAGUUCAAGCUGGAUACCCAGCUCACACUGCUGUUCCUGCUGCUGCUGCUUCUGCUUCUGCUCCCGGCCACGGCCCCGUUCUCAUUCCCGGCCACGGUCCCAGUCUUACUCCCGCUGCUGCACUCAGUUCUGCUCAAGGGCCUGCUACUGCUGCAGCAGCACCUGAUGCGGAUGGUGCCGUUCCAGAUAAACCCCCCGGCAAAAAGAGAGGUCGGCCACGUAAACCUGUAAUACCAGGAGAGGAGAAGAAGCCCCGGCCCAAGAAACCCAAAAAGCCUCAGACAGUGACAACUACGGCACCAGAUGGCACGCCGAUGGUAGUUACGGUCCCCACAAGUAAUGCAGAGAGUUCAGCUGCGGGUUCGGGUUUGGGUCCAGGUCCUGCGCCUGCACCUGCACCUCCACUACCACCGAUCAUUGGGCCCGACGGGAACCCUAUCCCGCAAAAGCGAGGUCGUGGACGUCCCCGCAAGUCAGAACAGGGCAAUGUGCCUCCGAAGCCUAGGCCACCAAAGAAGCCAUCGUCCAAGCCAGGCACCGGGCGGCCUCGUGGACGGCCGCGUAAGGCGGAUGUUGAAGCGCGCAAGGCAGCUGAAGCAGCCGCCGCAGCAGCCGCAAGUGGUCAAACACCAGGCGAACAGGUUCAAGCUGGAGGCCCGAUACAAGCUGUACAACCGGCGCAGGCGCAGGCGCAACCCCAGCCUCAAGCUCAAGCUCAGCCACAAGCGCAGGCCCAGCCUCAACCCAGGGCGCAACCUGCACAGCAAUACCAGCAUCAUCAUCAGUUCCAAGUCACCCCGCAGCCUCACCACAUCCACGGGCAUCAAAUCCAAGGCCAAUCCAAAGGUCAAUCCCCGGCGCAUCAGAUGCAUACUUCGAGCCAAGCUCAGUUCCAAGCACUGCAACACCAGUUCCAAGCCCAGCCUCAGCCUCACACUAACACCCAUGCCAACCACCAACACCAAGCUCAAGCCCAAGCCCAGUCCCGUCCAAUGACUACAAAGCAACCAGCUCAGACACCGACACAACCUAGACAGAUGCAGGCUCCAGCUCAGGCUCAAGCUCAGGCACAACCCAGACAAAUGCAGGGUCAAGCUCAGGCUCAGGCACAGUCUCAGACACAACCCAGACAGAUGCAGAGUCAAGCUCAAACGCAGGCUCAGGCACAGCCUCAAGCACGUCAAAUACCGGCUCAGGCACAGAUGCAACCCCGUCAAAUCCAGGCGCAGCCACAGCCCCAGGCGCAAGCGCAACCCCGCCAGAUUCAUCCUCAAUCGCAACCGCAGCCGCAGCCGCAGCCCCGUCAAAUGCCGACUCAAGCCCAACCACAAGCACAAGUCCACCACACUCAGGCUCACCAACUCCAGCCACAUCAACUGCAAGCUCAAGUACAAGGCCACCCUCACGCCCAUCAAGCUCACUCUCACUCUCAAUUCCACAUGCAUCCCCACCUCCACCCCCACGCGCAAUCGCAAGCUGCCGACCCGAUGGCCCUGAAUCCAUCCCAAAAGCGCGGGGCGCCUGUGGACGAUGACCCGCGAAAACGGGCCUUCCUCAUGCCCCAGCAGAUGUGAUUCUUCGCCUGCAAACGUUCUGCACAUGAUGCCUGCCUGCCUGCCUGCUUGAUUCUUACGCUAGAUGCUACGAAACGCACUCAUGUCGUCCCAUCUGAUUACUUGUUAUUCUUCAUUGUUGAUGCUAUCUCAAAUUUCUGGACGUUAUUCUGGCGAGUCUAUCUACAACGUUGUAUCACAUUUGUCUGCCUGGGAGCUUUUUUUUUUUUUUUCAGCUCCUCAUCUCUAUCUAUUAUUCAUCAUCCGUCAUGAUUAACCAACAGCCCAGCCCAGCCCAGCCCAAUGCCAGUCCAACUAAGCCUGCAUUAUUGUUUGCGUCUAUCCCGCCUGUCUGUGCUUUUUUGCUCUGAUUUGUUUUUGAUUCCUUCAAGCCCAAACUCCAAAGUACAGGUACAUGAAACAAGUACUCCUCGUCAGUCCCCCACCACCAUAUCAAAUUCCAGUCCAACCUAUACCUUUACCUACCUACCACCCACUUAGCUAGCUCAGU